AUGAAGAACCCAAUGCUGGAAGCAGUGUCACUAGUGCUGGAGAAGCUGCUCCUUAUCUCCAACUUCAAGCUCUUCAGUUCAGGCACCCCGGGCGAAGACAAGGCAAGGAACACUGUCUAUGAGAUCAACUCUUUUCUCCGUGGCGACGUUCUGGAGGUGCCUCGGACCCACCUGACACACUAUGGCAUCUACCUGGGCGACAACCGUGUCGCCCAUAUGAUGCCCGACAUCCUGUUGGCCCUGACUGACGACAAGGAGCUCACGCAGAAGGUGGUCUCCAACAAGCGUCUCAUCCUGGGCGUCAUUGGCAGGGUGGCCAGCAUCCGCGUGGACACAGUGGAGGACUUCGCCUACGGAGCCAACAUCCUGGUCAAUCACCUGGAUAGGUCCCUCAAGAAGAAGGCGCUGCUCAACGAAGAGGUGGCGCGGAGGGCGGAGAAGCUGCUGGGCAUGACUCCCUGCAGCCUGCUCUGGAACAACUGCGAGCACUUCGUCACCUACUGCAGGUUCGGCACCGCGAUUAGCCCCCAGGCCGACAAGUUUUGUGAGAAUGUGAAGAUAAUUAUUCGUGAUCAGAGAAGUGUUCUUGCUUCGGCAGUCUUGGGAUUGGCAUCUAUAGUCUGUCUGGGUUUGGCAUCAUAUACUGCCCUUCCUGCAAUUUUUAUUCCAUUCUGCUUAUGGAUGGCUGGCUAACUUCAUACCCUCGUUUCAGUGUGUGUAUUC
Balaenoptera ricei (Rice's whale) is the source of this 723-nucleotide messenger RNA. Its product is annotated as lecithin retinol acyltransferase-like. Lineage: Eukaryota; Metazoa; Chordata; Mammalia; Artiodactyla; Balaenopteridae. Gene Ontology annotation, molecular function: phosphatidylcholine-retinol O-acyltransferase activity. The transcript has a single exon. Gene Ontology annotation, biological process: retinol metabolic process. The record is from RefSeq and is a predicted model, not a curated record. Bases 1 to 693 code for a protein of 230 amino acids.